AUGAUAGUGAAACGACUACUGACCAGCAUGGCUGCUAAGAGUAAUAUGGGAAUGGAUCAGAUUCAUAUCAAUAAUCUGGCAUUACAGACAAUUUGUGGACCUGAUCUAUGGACUAGAGUCGCACCUCAACAUUGUAAAAUAUCGCUGACGAUCAAUACUGAUUUCGCUAAAUGUUCUGCUACAGAUGAUUUAAAAUAUUCAUUAAAUUAUGCUGUAUUAUGUAGAGACAUUACAAAUCAUGUUGACUCAAAGAAGAAUUGGGGUCACAUUGACACAUUAUCUAAAUCCAUCUUUAACUUUAUUAGUGAGAAAUAUCAACAAAGUAUUGAUUCAAUGAAAGUGACAUUAAAAAAUGAAGAUUGUCAUUUAAGAACAAAGAACAUUGAAAGUGUUAUACAGAGUAAUAAUGUAGAGAUAUUGAAUAUUAGAAACUUGGAAUUAUUUGCCAUCAUUGGUAUUUUCAAUUUUGAAAGAUUACAACGUCAAAAAGUUUCAUUAGAUCUAUCGAUCAAGAAUAAAACUCUUAAUGCAGAACAAUCAUUGAAUAUUCGACCAAUUAUUGAUGACGUUGUAACAUAUGUCGAACAAUCCGAUUUUAAAACAGUAGAAGCGUUGAUCGAAUCAGUUGCAAAAGUAAUACAUCAAACUAUGGAGACAGAUAUAAUUAUGUCCCAUUCCGAAUUAAUAGAUAUCGCUGUUAAAGUGACUAAAUUGAGUGCAAUAACUGAUACGGAAGGUGUUGGUGUGAGCUGUGUACGUAGUGCAGAACAAUUGAAAAUACUAGAACCGAUUGAUAUAUUACAUAAUAACACAAGGGGAGAGACGUUAUUAUAUAACAAUUCACAGAAUAAGGAAAAUGUAGACAUUCAAACAAUUAACAAUGGAAAUUGGGCAAAAGCAUAUUUAGCAUUUGGAUCAAAUAUAGGGAAUAGAAUGGAUUAUAUUAGACAGGCCUUGGAAUUGUUGAAAAAUGCACCGGGAAUUAAGUUCACUGCUGUAUCAUCUGUGUUUGAAAGUGAACCUAUGUACUUCACAGAACAAGAUCAAUUUUUAAAUGGUUGUAUCGAGGUGUCGACAAGUUUAACACCUGCUGAUCUAUUGAAACUUUGUAAGAAAAUAGAAUACCUGGAAUUAAAGAGAACGAAAGAUUUUGAGAAUGGCCCAAGAUCCAUUGAUCUAGAUAUCAUAUUAUAUUACGAUGCAGAAGGUAAUGCUGUGCAGAUCAAUGCCACUGAUUUAGUUAUACCUCAUCCACGGAUGUUAGAAAGAACGUUUGUAUUAGAACCCCUAUGCGAAUUACUACCUCCUAAUGUAACUCAUCCAUUGACUAUCGAACCAUUAGUUGACCACUUACAACAGAUAUACGAUUUAAACAAACCCGAAGAUGUAUUAUGGAAAGUCAUUCCCUUGAAUAAUAGUGCCAAACAAUCGAAGAUAGAUAGAUUUCUAAAAUUUAAGAGUGUCUUGAAACGUGCUGAACUUACACAGACAGAUAAUCGUGUUACAGUUUCUCCAACUUAUGUUAUGGCAAUCAUGAAUACGACUCCAGAUUCCUUUUCUGAUGGUUCUCGAAAUUAUGCCGAUAUAGAAGGUCAAUUAUCAAAAGUCAAAGACAUAUGUGAUGAUGUGUUGAAACAUUAUGAAAAUGUCAUUAUCGAUAUCGGUGGCUGUUCUACUAGACCAAAUUCUAAGCAAGCUACAGAAGAGGAAGAACUCAAGCGUACCAUCCCAUUGAUUGAAUUGAUAAGAGAUUCCAAAGAUUUACCUCAGGACAAAAUCAUAUUAUCUAUUGAUACGUAUCGUUCCAUAGUUGCUGAGAAAGCAAUCAAGGCUGGUGUGAAUAUAAUUAAUGAUAUAUCUGGAGGAAGUUUUGAUAAUGAAAUGUUUAAUACUGUGGCUAAACACCCUAAUGUCGCUUAUGUACUUUCUCAUAUUCGUGGUGAUAUUUCAUCAAUGACUCAAAACGCCCAAUAUAACACGAAAGAUGAAUAUAUUCCACCAAACAGUAUUGAUUACAUUGAUAACAAUGAAUGCGAUGCUUCAAAUAAAUAUAUGAAUCUAACCAGGAUCAUUGGAUAUGAGAUGAGUGAACGAUACUCCAAGGCCUUAGAAGCUGGCAUACAACGUUGGCAAAUAAUUUUAGACCCAGGUCUUGGAUUUGCUAAAAAUUUGAAAGAAAAUAUAGAUGUCAUUAAACAAUUGCCAUUGCUGAAAAAUUAUUCUGUUUAUAAUGAUAAAUCAGCUUUGUAUGUGAAUUUUAGGAAUCUUCCAGUGUUGUUGGGACCAUCCCGUAAAAAAUUUAUUGGUACAAUAACUCAAGAUGAGAAUCCAAUUGAUAGAGACUUCGCUACAGGUUCUUUAGUUGCUGUAAGUAUUGGUUAUGGUACGGAUAUCAUUAGGGUGCACAAUGCCAAGGAAUGUAGCAAAUCUGCGAUUCUUGCUGAUACUAUAUAUAAACGUAUAUAG
This is a messenger RNA of Maudiozyma barnettii, 2466 nucleotides long. RefSeq names its product trifunctional dihydropteroate synthetase/dihydrohydroxymethylpterin pyrophosphokinase/dihydroneopterin aldolase FOL1 (gene FOL1). The transcript has a single exon. The record is from RefSeq and is a predicted model, not a curated record. Bases 1 to 2466 code for a protein of 821 amino acids. Gene Ontology annotation, molecular function: 2-amino-4-hydroxy-6-hydroxymethyldihydropteridine diphosphokinase activity; dihydropteroate synthase activity; dihydroneopterin aldolase activity. Gene Ontology annotation, biological process: tetrahydrofolate biosynthetic process. Gene Ontology annotation, cellular component: mitochondrial envelope. NCBI's taxonomy places the organism in Eukaryota, Fungi, Ascomycota, Saccharomycetes, Saccharomycetales, Saccharomycetaceae.